Messenger RNA from Onychostoma macrolepis, 4059 nucleotides. RefSeq names its product hydroxycarboxylic acid receptor 2-like. The transcript has a single exon. Gene Ontology annotation, molecular function: G protein-coupled receptor activity. Gene Ontology annotation, biological process: positive regulation of Rho protein signal transduction; phospholipase C-activating G protein-coupled receptor signaling pathway. Gene Ontology annotation, cellular component: membrane. The record is from RefSeq and is a predicted model, not a curated record. Lineage: Eukaryota; Metazoa; Chordata; Actinopteri; Cypriniformes; Cyprinidae. Bases 548 to 1393 code for a protein of 281 amino acids.
UAGUUUUUAUGUUAAGCUCAGCUGAUCAAUUUGUGCAAUAAUAAUUCAAGAUAAAAGGUGACGACACAAUUUAAGGUUCUUAAAUUCUUUUCUAAAUGUAUUUAUUUGUUUGCAUCAUCACAUUUAAAAAUGUUAAUGUCAAUAAAAUAUCACAAGCUUUCAAUUUAGCUUCUAAAUGUUUACUUAGACGUAGGUUUCUUUCCCCGGACAUUUUAUAAUUGAAAUAUUUGCAUAUCUGGUGUUUCACGUGACAUAUUCUUAUGAAGGCUCUAAAGCCUGUUGACAAAACUCAGCACAGAGAAUUUAUAUACAUCCAGAGACCGAACAUUCACUCUUCAGGUAAAAAAAACACCUGUUUUUGAUUGAUUUUCUUGUGUUAAACUACAACAGUAUGCAAAAAUGUUUAUGUUGAUUCAGUAUUGUUGGGGGGUUGCUGUUGUUUAGCUGAAUUAGCUCUGGUUAUUUAGGUUUAAAUGACCAGAUUGGUUCAUUUACACUUCUUUUUUAUAUAGUUGCAAUAUUAUAUGUUUGAAGAGACACUGAAGAGAUGAAUAACUCUACAGGAAACUUCACAACACCUGAAACAUCUACAAACACCACAUCUCAUUCCCUUGGGCUCGUGGACUAUCUGGAAAUCUGUGUGUACAGCAUCAGUUUCUUGUUUGGUCUUCCUACACACUCCUUUGUUUUAUGGCUCAUCGUCACAAGAACAGCAAGUGGAGUUGCAUCAGAGUUCUUCAGCCUCAAUCUCUCUGUUUGUGAGCUUGGUAUCUGUCUGAAUGGUUUGAUCUUAGUACUGUCAAUGUGGUUUGCAAGUUUAUCAACAUUUAAAUUGUUUUUAAUAGGAUUCUCCAUGGCUGGUCGUCCUCUGUUUCAGUGUCUGAUCUGUGUUGAGCGUUACCUGGCAGUGGUUCAUCCUGUAACCUUUCUGAAGUACAAACCUCUCAGAUAUAGAGUGAUCUGCUGCACUGUUGUCUGGACAAUCACUCUUGGCUCCUGUUUGCUCUGCAUGUUUUUUUUAGGCUCACAAAGCAGAUAUAUAUAUACAUGGCUUUUAUCGGUGCAGAUGAUACUGGUUCUCUCCGUUCAGUUGUUUUGUCUUGUGGCUGUUCUUAGAGCUCUGAAGCAGUCAGGACCAGGAGAGAAAACAAGAGAGAAAGAGGAGGAAAACCACAUGAAGAGAAGAGCGUUUCAUAUCAUUCUAAUAACUACUAUGACUACUGUUAUCAUGUAUGUCCCAAAUACAAUGACAGGAUUCAUUGAAAUUUUAACAAGAGACAGUACUCCGACAGUUUGGUUCACUGGUUCGACUUGUUUUGUUCUGGCUGGUUUUGUGCAGCCUUUUCUUCAUCUGCAUCGUGCUGGAAAACUGUCCUGCUUCUGUUCCUCAUAAAAUACUGUAUGCUGCUGUAGAGUUUUACUUAAUUUACUAAAGCUGACUUGUUGAUAACUUUUGUCACUGGGUAAAUACUGUAUGUUGCAUGUCUGUUUUCAUCAGCUGUCCACUAGAAUUAACACAGACAACAACACUGGGUUAAAUGUAUAACAUGUAAGAGCGUGAUAAACAUUGAUUCCGCUGUAAAUAUACUUGUAAAAACUCUGUCUAAAAGCGCCUACUUGUGAUUUUUAUUCAUUUACGUUAAUGUAUAUUGGUAAACUUAGGAACACUGUUAAUCUCUACAUGGACAUCAUUUAAAAUAAGGCCAUUUUAAUCACAUUCUAGUUUAAGAAGUAAAUAAGAAGAGACAAAACUGCUGUAGCUGAAUGUGGAUUCACUUUUGCACAAUGUGGGAAAAAAAAAUAAAAAAUCAAGUAAUUUAAAGAGGGCCUAAACACAACACCUCAAAACUAUUAGAAACAUAAAAGUAAGCAAUUACUGUAUACACAUACCUAUCACAUACCUUUUAUAGAAAGCAGAUUUUUGUAGAUAGGUCAGUUUGGUUAAUGUGUCUCAGUGUUUUGAGUUUGACCAUUCCAGCAAACUUUAAAGGGACAGUUCACCCAAAUAUGAAAAUUCUAUCACUAAUUACUCACCCUCAUGUAGUUUCAAACCCCUAAGACGUUCGUUCGUCUUGGGAACACAAUUUAAGAUAUUUUGGAUGAAAUCCAAGAGCCUUCUGAUCCUCCACAGACAACAAGGGUCCUUACACGUUCAAGGUUCAGGCUCCAAAACUGAUGCGGAUAAUGUUGAGUAAAAUCUUUAAUUUCUUUUUUUUUACAGUUUCACAGUGCAAACUGUGUAUUUUUGUUUUAAAAUAAUAUACUGAGUUAUAUGUUGUGUGAUGUUAUUUGCACAGUUUGAAUUGCCCAAUCGCGUCCCGCUCUCAUCAGAACAGCUUUGGACUUGAGCGAGACAGGUACAUCGCAAAUGCGCUCUGUAGCAUAGUUUUAAAAUAUAUCAGACUAAUUUAAAAUUUUGGUUUAUAUCAGUGGAUGACAGAUUUUGAUGCUGGAUUGAGUCAAGUAGUGUGUUCUUUUUAUGUAUAUUCUGAGUUUUGUGUUAAUGAGCUGUUUAUGAGUUGGUUCAUGGUACGCGCCAUUUUUAAUGGCAGGUUUUUCCUUUUUUCCGGUAACUUUGGUUCUUAAAUAACAUUAAAAGUGUGGAUUAUGUUCUUAAAACAGUUAAAUGCAGUUAAAUUUUAUAAAAAUUAUAGUUUUGUCUUUUAUAUUGAACAUAAAACAACAACCAUUGCUGCUGAUAUGGCAUUAAGCAAAAAAUAAAUGUAUGAACACUCGCAGGUGCAUGCCAUGAAAUAGUUCCAAUGCAUAUCCUUUGAUCACUGAACUUUUUACCUGACGUUCCACCAAAGUUUAAAAUGCCAGACCCUCAGAAGAAUGCAACGUAAAGUGCAGAAUGCCAUCUCACUAGAUUACGAUUAUAAAACAACCCUGAAAACAUCCUCAGGUUUUUUAAUUAUUUAAUUUAUUUUUUUACAACCUUGGCUGAUCUGAUAUGAACGCAUUAGUAAUCAUGCACCCCAGUCAACCCAACUCCACUCUCAUUUCGUUGCGCUGCAUGAGACUGAAUCUGAUUUUACCAAGUGCGACAUGUUCCUGGAUCAUCUUUUGUUGACCCUGGAACAACAUUGUGACUAACCAAUCAGUUUUUGUGAAGUUUAGGCUUAAAUCAGUGUUUGGUGCUUGUACAUCAGUAUCAUUCAUCUAUCAUUUCCUCUGAUUUUAGGGAUUACUCGUGGUUAAGGUUAGGUUUUGGUGUAGGGAUAUGGUCAAGACUACAUUUUUUUAAUUAAAAUGUUGUUCCAGGGUCAACAAAAUAUGUUUUUUCAACACAACAGUCCCCCUGUGGUGAAAAUCAAGUUUUUUAUGUUGUUUAUUUGUCUAUGUGGUGUUUUUUAUAUGCUUUUAGACAAACCAUGUGCCAAUCCAUUUAUCAACACCAUUGCUGGGUAUUUUCUCCUUAAAACUGUAGUUUCCCAAUGGCAGUCACAGAAACGCGGUUUGAAACGUCACAAAAUUCAAUAACCAAUCACGUCAAAGGAUCCUAUCCUUAGCAUAUCAUUAAAGGUGGGGUAUGUAUUUUUUUCAAAAACACUUUAGAAAACUGAGUUGGGGCCGAGUACCAAAACAAACUUGUAGCCAAUUAGCAGUAAGGGGAGUGUCUACUCAUGAUGGGGGGGAGAGAGCACAGGACGGACAUUAGCUGAGCCGAGUGACGACAGAAAGAUAGAGAUGACAGAUAAAAAACAAAAGAGGAAAACGGAAUGCCGUGCCAUGCCGCAACAGCUAAAGUCUGUCUACACUGGACGCGACAAAGUGACCAUUGAAAAUCAUUUGAAAUUUGUGUCAAUACGUCAUAAAUAGAACGCUGCAGCAGUUUACUGGCGGGAUCCAGUGUAGAAAGCAUUAUUAGUGAUUAUAAUGAGUUCUAUAGUAUUUUGUUGUGCCGCUCACGUCCGAUGUAGGCAUGGUGUUACAAUAAGGCAAGAAGUAGGACCCGUGUAAAUAUUGUAUCAGCUUUCCAGCGCUGGAGAGAACUGAAGGAGCGGGAAGGCCUGCGAUUGGAUGCCGAGAUUGCUUUGUUUCUUCUACCUUUAUGAG